AUGAUCUGGACCCUGUCCAUUCUUAUUCCAUUGCCGACAGCACUAAAGGCCCGAGCGACCAAAUACGUGAAUCACACCUCAGCCCCUGAAUAUUGCAUUGAAAAAUGGGAGAAAAAAGAUAUUCACCUGCUUUUCGGCAUCACUAUCCUCACCCUGCAGUAUUUCCUGCCUCUUUUGAUUCUUAUUUUUACCUAUGGCAGCAUCAUCGUUGUUAUGUGGGUAAAAAAGACCCCAGGCGAGGCCGAAUCCACCCGGGACCAUCGGAUGAAAGAGUCGAAGAAGAAGAUUUUUAUUGCUGGUUAUAUUUUCUCUCUCUCUCUCUCUCUCUCCUUCUCUCUCUCUCUCUCUCUCUCUAUCUAUCUAUCUAUCUAUCUCAUAUCAAAUCUGUCGGUGGGCGUCAAUCUGUGGUUACUUCAUACUCUCCUUAAUCCUACAAUGGCCAAGGUGCCGAUUUCGACGCCUUCACUUGUUCAAUGCCGUGAUGGUUUCCUAUAUAAAAGCCGUCGACCGUUCUAG
This is a messenger RNA of Acanthosepion pharaonis, 516 nucleotides long. The record is from the annotation of a GenBank genome assembly. Lineage: Eukaryota; Metazoa; Mollusca; Cephalopoda; Sepiida; Sepiidae.